UGUUAAUAAUAAAAUAAUGUUUACUAGGAAAAUAAUAAAUAAAAAAAUUACCACAUUAAAUAACAUCUAUUUAUUUUUCUUAAUUUUUUUAAAAAAAUAUAUAUCUUAAAUCCCACUAAAUGCAUUUUUAUAUCAAAGUCCUUCCAUGUAUUUCAUGUAAAUAAAAUAUUAUAAAAUAUCAAUUGCUAGAUUUUAAAUUACUAUUGAUUUUAGACAUAUCAAAUAGUGCACAAUUAAUAUUUAUUUUUUUGUUUAAACAAAUAAAAUCAUUUAUAUAUUUAUAAAACUAUGGUAAAAGUGUAAAAUUGAUCUUUUUCAAAUAUUGAAAAUAAUAAUUAAUAGCUAGAUUUUUAAAUAAAAAAAGUUUACAGUGUAUAAAUGGUAAUAACUAACAAACUGAAUUAAUUUUUCAUAAUUUUUAUUGUACAUUUUUAAAUAUAUGAAAUAAAAUUAUCUUAAAAAAACUCUAAAUUAUCAUUUGUGAAGAAAUUAUUAUUUAUGAGAUUUUUUCAUGUGUUUUAUAAAACAGUAGAUGUAAUUAUUAUUAUAUAUGUAUAUAUAUUUUUUUGUUUAUUUACAUAUAAUAUAAUAUAAUACUACUUGAGUUAAUGGUGAAAUUUAUAUGAAUUAGUUGGGGAUAUUGAAGUUUGAAAAUAUAUUUACUGGGUCAAAGAAUGAUUUUAACUAAUUGUUAAUAUCAGCUCCCCUUGCGUAACCAGAGAGCAGUUAUUUAAAAAGAGAGUGGUAAGCUCAUACAAAGCCUAUACCGUAAAACCAACUCCAAAAUAGUUGAAUGAAAGAAAGAAAUUAACAUGGACUGAGAUUCUUUCCCCCCUUAUAGUGGUGAACCUAUUUCAUUGGAUGUUACAGUGGAGAAAUCCUGUACCAGAGAGCAAGCAGUGAGUCUCCGCUUUUAUUUCAACUCUCAAACAACUAAUAUUAAUUACCUCUUUUCCAUACAAUAACAGCUGUCUUUCUUUGCAUACACGGUUACCAUCUUCAUUUGUGAAGGUGUAUGUAUACAGAGGACUAUUAUAAAGAGCUCCUCCCUCAGAGAAGUUCCCACCCUAAACCCUAAAACGAACAUAUCAAAAGUAGUUGAAAAGGAGAGAUACUUUAAUAUGGUAGAGGUUUAUGAAUUCUGGACUAUAAUAGUUACACUCGUAGUGGUAAAGCUAUGUCAUUGGAUCUAUAAGUGGAGGAAUCCAACAAGUAAUGGAAAACUUCCUCCAGGAUCAAUGGGUUUCCCAAUCAUCGGAGAGACGUUGGAGUUCAUGAAGCCUCAUGAUGCUUUUCAGUUGCCAACAUUCUUGACGAAGAAAAUCCUCAGACAUGGACCAGUGUUUCGGACAAGCUUAUUUGGAGCCAGAGUUAUUAUAUCAACUGAUAUUGGAUUGAACAUGGAGAUAGCAAAGACUAAUCAUGUUCCUGGUGCGCCUAAGAGCUUAGCGCGAUUUUUUGGGGAAAACAACUUGUUUGUAAAGAGUAAGGAGUCCCAUAAGCAUGUUCGGAACUUGACAUCCCAGUUCCUAGGUUCACAAGGUUUGAGAUUGAGGAUGAUACAAGACAUUGAUUCUUUGGCUCGCACACACAUGGAGUUAGGAGCUAAGAAUGGUGGUCUUGAUAUCAAGGAAACAUCAAGCAAGAUCUUAAUUGAAUGUCUUGCGAAGAAAGUUAUGGGUGAUAUGGAACCCCAUGCAGCAAAAGAACUAACACAAUGUUGGGGAGGUUUUCCUAGAGGGUGGUUUCGUUUCUCAUGGAGCAUUCCUGGGAAUGGUGUCUAUAGAAUGUUGAAGGCAAGAAACCAGAUGAUGAAUUUACUAAAAGAGACUGUGUUGAAGAAGAGAGCAUCAGGAGAGGAGCUUGGGGAGUUUUUCAAGAUCAUAUUUGGGGAAACAGAAGGAGGAUCGAAAAAGAUGAGCAUAGAGAAUGCGAUUGAAUACAUAUUUACUUUCUUUGUGAUUGCUAACGAGACAACGCCAGGAGUCCUUGCAGCUACUGUAAAGCUCAUAAACGACAACCCUAGAGUCAAGCAGGAGUUGCAAAGAGAGCAUAAGCGAAUUUUCCAGGAUAAGACCGAGAAGGACGAGGCCGACCUAACAUGGGAAGACUACAAAUCAAUGACUUUCACCCAGAUGGUGAUAAAUGAGUCUCUAAGGAUCACAAGCACGGUGCCUACAAUGCUUAGAAUCGUUGAACACGAAACACAUGUUGGUGAUUACACAAUUCCAGCUGGCUGGAUUUUCAUGGGCUUUCCUAGUGUCCAUUUUAAUCCAGAAAAGUAUGAGGACCCCUUAGCAUUUAAUCCAUGGCGUUGGGAGGGAAAAGACUUAGGUGUGAUUCUCUCGAGGACUUACAUGCCUUUUGGCGCUGGUUCUAGACUGUGUUUAGGAGCUGAGUUUGCUAAGAUGCAGAUGGCCAUUUUUAUCCAUCAUUUGUGUAGAUACACGUGGUCAAUGAAGACAGAGACUAAAGUACUUCGGAGGUUUAUACUUAUGUUUCCACGUGGAUCUGAUGUUCAAAUCUCUGAAGACACUGAAGUGGAUAAUUCUGCUGUCUACUAGGUGGUUAUAUCCCAUUUGAGGUCGUUGGUUUGAAGCCCAAAAUAUAGUAGUGGUACAAAUAUAUAUUUAUAUAUAUACCAGUAUUGUAAUAGGUAUCCGUUAUUAUGUUGUGUGUUUUUGUAUGUUUCUUUUGAAUUGAAUAAGAAGGUAAGCUAACCUCGGUCUC
This is a messenger RNA of Brassica napus (rape), 2730 nucleotides long. RefSeq names its product cytochrome P450 708A2. Gene Ontology annotation, biological process: sterol metabolic process. The record is from RefSeq and is a predicted model, not a curated record. The coding region runs from base 1122 to 2564 and encodes 480 amino acids. Gene Ontology annotation, molecular function: monooxygenase activity; heme binding; oxidoreductase activity, acting on paired donors, with incorporation or reduction of molecular oxygen. The transcript has 7 exons. Lineage: Eukaryota; Viridiplantae; Streptophyta; Magnoliopsida; Brassicales; Brassicaceae.